AUGACCAGAAGUCGAGCUAGUAGAUCUAGACGGAAGAGGAAGAAGAGCAGGAGGUCAAAAAGUGCACGAUCACGAAGCUCCCGUAAAUCAGAUCGUUCACAGAAGUCUGAGCGUACAGGCCGAUCAGAAAAAUCGGGCCGUUCGCACAAAUCGAGUCGCUCACACAAAUCGAGUCGCUCACACAAAUCGAGUCGUUCGCACAAAUCGGGCCAUUCAAGCCGUUCCAAGAAGUCUCGCCACUCGCCGAAGUCUUCUGAACGCUCGCAUCGAUCAUCGAAGUCUGGACGUUCAGGACGUUCCCACCACAGAUCGUCGCGUUCCCGAAAGUCAUCCCGCUCUCACCGCUCUUCUCACAGAUCGAAGAAAUAA
Messenger RNA from Ostertagia ostertagi, 369 nucleotides. Lineage: Eukaryota; Metazoa; Nematoda; Chromadorea; Rhabditida; Trichostrongylidae. The record is from the annotation of a GenBank genome assembly.